UUUAUAUUUAUUCAUUCAAAUUUUUAAAAUUUUUCUCUCUCGAGAGAUAUCAUAAAUUUUAUCCCUUAAAAAUUAUUUAAUCUGAUUAAUAAUUUUAAUGAAUUAAUUAUGUAAAUGAAUAAAUUAUUGUAUUAUUAGUGAUAUAAUGUGGAAUUGGAACAAUUUUGAGAAUUUUUGGUCUGGUGGUAAUAUUUAUCAAAAUGCAGCUCAUACGUCAAAUUAUCGUUGUUUCUCAGUCUCAUUCGCAGGUCGCGAAUCCAUGGAACAAGGCAAUAAAAUAUUAUUACCGCAAUCUGCGUUACAUGAGUUGGCGAGUCGGAAUAUAUCGUGGCCGAUGAUGUUUGAGAUUCUGAACCCGAAGAACUACAAGCGUACCAACGGCGGGGUCUUAGAAUUCAUCUCCGAAGAAGGAACUUGCAAUAUUCCAUACUGGGUGAUGAACAAUUUGGGUUUGAAUGAGGGAGAUGUGGUAACGAUAACAAAUGUGUCAUUGCCUAAAGCCACCUGGGUUAAACUUAAACCCCUAAACGAAGAUUACUGGGAUAUCUCAAAUCCACGCGCUGUAUUGGAGAAUGCGUUGAGGAAUUAUGCGACGUUGACAGUUGGUGAUGUCAUACCAAUUCAUUACAUACAAACCAUUUACCUCUUCCACAUCAUGGACCUAAAGCCUGCCAAGGCGUGUAGUAUAAUUGAGACCGACAUGGAGGUGGAGUUUGACAUGCCAGUGCCGGAGCCAAAAGAGGAAGAAAAUGACAUGGAAACGGAUCCGGAGCCUAUAAUAGGCAAAAGAUUAGACGGGAAAACCCCAAGAUUAGCUAAACCAACCCCUGACACUACUAAUAAAACACCCUGGAAAAAUAAAUUACCCAAUGGCAUCAGAGUGUAUGAUGAGGAAUAUGAGCGUAUGGUUCGGAACAGGCGGAUUUCAUAUUCUCGUCGAUAAUUCCAAUUUUUACCCUAAAAUUAAAAUUUUUCAGUCUUAAAUAUUAAUUUUA
Messenger RNA from Theileria parva strain Muguga, 995 nucleotides. It is a transcript of the gene UFD1L, whose product is annotated as Ubiquitin recognition factor in ER-associated degradation protein 1. NCBI's taxonomy places the organism in Eukaryota, Apicomplexa, Aconoidasida, Piroplasmida, Theileriidae. Gene Ontology annotation, molecular function: polyubiquitin modification-dependent protein binding. Bases 146 to 943 code for a protein of 265 amino acids. The transcript has 6 exons. Gene Ontology annotation, cellular component: VCP-NPL4-UFD1 AAA ATPase complex. The record is from RefSeq and is a predicted model, not a curated record.